Molecule: messenger RNA, 1213 nt
Organism: Boleophthalmus pectinirostris (great blue-spotted mudskipper)
Lineage: Eukaryota; Metazoa; Chordata; Actinopteri; Gobiiformes; Gobiidae
Gene: eif4eb
Product: eukaryotic translation initiation factor 4eb
Exons: 7
Coding region: 27-677 (216 amino acids)
Biological process (GO): translational initiation
Cellular component (GO): eukaryotic translation initiation factor 4F complex; cytoplasm
Molecular function (GO): translation initiation factor activity; RNA 7-methylguanosine cap binding
Source: RefSeq, a predicted model, not a curated record
GAGCUUUCUAAACACAGAUUUGUAAGAUGGCGACCGCCGAACCGGAAAACAACCCAAGUCCGCUCCAGCAUGAUGAAGAUGGAGCUGAGGAGAGUGGACAGGAGAUGGUGAGCCCAGAGGCCUACCUGAAGCACCCCCUCCAGAACAGAUGGUCUCUCUGGUUCUUCAAGAAUGACAAAAGCAAAACAUGGCAAGCCAACCUCCGACUCAUCUCCAAAUUUGACACCGUGGAAGAUUUCUGGGCCCUCUACAACCACAUUCAGCUGUCAAGCAACCUGAUGUCAGGCUGCGAUUACUCUCUCUUUAAGGACGGCAUUGAGCCCAUGUGGGAGGACGAGAGGAACAAGCGAGGGGGGCGCUGGCUCAUCACCCUCACCAAACAGCAGCGGAGAUUAGACCUGGACCGCUUCUGGCUCGAAACUCUGCUCUGUUUAGUGGGAGAGGCCUUUGAUGACUACAGUGACGAAGUCUGCGGCGCUGUGGUGAAUGUUCGCACAAAGGGAGAUAAAAUCGCCGUGUGGACAUCAGAUUUUGAGAAUCGGGAUGCUGUCACACAUAUAGGGAGAGUUUACAAGGAGCGUCUGGGGCUGCCCAUGAAGAUGACCAUUGGGUACCAGUCUCACGCCGAUACAGCCACCAAGAGCGGUUCCACCACCAAGAACAAAUUUGUCGUUUGAGAAUUGCCCUCUGUGCCUCUUUCUUUUCCUUGUCUUAUUUGUUGUUGGUACAUAUGUUUACUAAUUUGCUGCAAAGACUUUGCGGAAUGCAAUCUGGAAGAAAACCACAAGAAUUCAAGACAUCUGUUUAUGCCAAAUGUGUCACUCACCCGGACCUGGAGCCACAGGGACCCCACAGAGACUGAUGAAGAUGAUUCUUCCAUAACACUAAGAGGUAUUAAUAGUGAAUUACAUUUAGACUAUGUUCUAUUCCUCAAGAGAGAAAUUUGUGUUAAAUUGUUUUGUUUUUUAAUGGCAGGGAAUCCUGAAAUGCAAAAACAAAUGUAUAUUUUCGUUACAGCAGGGUUAGUUUGCUGUAAUCCCAUAUUAAACCCUUUUAAUUUAUUAUACUAAUUUGCCUGCAUAUAUUAGAGUGUUAAACCUCUGUUUUAUGCUUUUUGCCUUGAAACUAUUGCACGUAAUCACAUUUUAUGACUUUUCAUGACAAUUUUAAUUUGAGUGUUAAUAUAAUUAAAACAUUGGUUUUGCAAAUAUGA